AAUAGUUAGCUAGUUUGGGUGUGGCUAAAUUAUUUUAAAAUGGCGGCUUUUCUUACUCUGUUUACUUUUUUGUUCAUUAUUGCUCUUUUAUGCCUUUUUAGGUUCCUCUACUUGGCGAGCAGGUACGGGAAACCCUCACCAAACAGAAAAGGGCGUCCAUGUAAGACCAUGAUUGUUGUUGGGGCGGGAGGACACGGAAUGGAAAUGACUAGACUCCUCUCAUCACUGAACAAAAAACAGUACAAGCCAAGGAUAUACGUGGUUGCUCAAAAAGACGCCAUGAGUAGGAAUAAAGUGGAAAAACUAGAAUCGGAGCCUGUAAUAUGGGGAAUAAUGCGAGCUAGGGAAGUAGGACAGAGUUACAUAAGCAGCGUAUUCACAACUUUGGGAGGAUUCUUUCAUUCACUACCUCUUCUACUUCAAGCUAGACCAGAACUAAUUCUAUGUAAUGGGCCUGGCACAUGCAUACCUGUUUGUCUGGCUGGCUAUUUGUUUAAAUUCAUUGGAGUCAAUUCAAAAUUGAGACUAGUUUACGUCGAGAGUGUUUGCAGGACAGAGAAGCUCUCUCUCUCGGCCAUUUUGUUGUAUUAUUCGUAUAUUGCUGACGAUAUUAUUGUCCAGUGGCCACAGCUGGUGGAGAAGUAUUCAAGAACUAAAUAUCUUGGAAGACUGUUUUAGAUUUUAAUUCUUUUAAUUUUUGAGCAAUUUUUGGACAUUUCGAUGCUUUAUAUAACAUUCCUCAUUUCUCUCUA
This is a messenger RNA of Amphimedon queenslandica, 752 nucleotides long. RefSeq names its product UDP-N-acetylglucosamine transferase subunit ALG14 homolog. Lineage: Eukaryota; Metazoa; Porifera; Demospongiae; Haplosclerida; Niphatidae. Gene Ontology annotation, molecular function: N-acetylglucosaminyldiphosphodolichol N-acetylglucosaminyltransferase activity. Gene Ontology annotation, biological process: dolichol-linked oligosaccharide biosynthetic process. The coding region runs from base 40 to 678 and encodes 212 amino acids. The transcript has a single exon. Gene Ontology annotation, cellular component: UDP-N-acetylglucosamine transferase complex. The record is from RefSeq and is a predicted model, not a curated record.